AUGCGUACUAAUAAGUACCCUUAACAUUAAUUCUAGCCAGUCACAUUGCUCCACGAAGAACCAGCGUGGGUCCUUAUCAUUGCUUGUAAAACAUUAGUAUUAUAGUAAGGCCUAGAAUAAGGGUCGUUCAUUGACUUCCUUGAAGUUUAUUUUAUUGAAUGAAAAUGAAGGUGGUAACUAUAGGUAUCCUCUUGUUGAUGUCGUCAUUAUUAGUGUCUGCUGAUGAAGAUGUUGAAGUCAGUACAGAAUAUACCGCACCUGAGCCAGCCGGUGAUACUCACCUCCAUCAAGCUUUUGACAAUACAGAUGUUUUAGGAACAAGUUGGAUACCAUCUGAAGCAAAGAAAGAUGGUGUUGAAGAUGAAAUUGCUAAAUAUGAUGGGAAGUGGAAAGUUGAGGAACCGUCUAAGCAGUCCUUAGUUGGAGAUCUGGGUCUAGUACUUAAGUCUAAAGCAAAGCACCACGCUAUUGCUACUAAUCUAGAUAAACCAUUUGUCUUUGAUGAUCAACCAUUUAUUGUCCAAUAUGAGGUCAAGUUCCAAAAUGACCUAGAUUGUGGUGGUGCUUACAUUAAAUUAUUAUCCAAAGAUGAUAGUCUAAAGCUGAAUGCUUUCACAGAUAAAACGCCUUACACCAUUAUGUUUGGGCCUGAUAAAUGCGGUGCUGAUUCUAAGUUUCAUUUUAUCUUCCGACACAAGAACCCUAAGACAGGCGAAUUUGAGGAGAAACAUGCCAAAAAACCUAGUGGCUCAUUUUCACAUGUUUUUACUGAUAAGAAAACUCAUUUGUUCACCCUCGUUGUCGAACCUGAUAAUUCAUUUGAGAUGUUCAUAGAUCAGAAGAGCAUGAACUCCGGUAAUCUUCUUGAAGAUGUCAACCCACCUGUAAAUCCGCCUGAGGAAAUUCCUGAUCCAAAAGACUCUAAACCAGAGGACUGGGAUGAUAGGAAGAAGAUUCCAGAUCCUGAUGCUACCAAGCCUGAGGAUUGGGAUGAGGACGCACCCAGGAAGAUUCCAGACCCGGAUGCAGUCAAGCCUGAAGGUUGGCUGGAUGAUGAACCAGAACUCAUUCCAGAUCCGGAUAGUGAGAAACCUGAAGAUUGGGAUGAUGAAAUGGAUGGAGAAUGGGAAGCACCCAAGAUCAAAAAUCCUCUAUGUGAAGAUAUUGGAUGUGGAGAAUGGAAACCAGAGAUGCUUGAUAAUCCAGACUUUAAGGGUAAAUGGAAGGCACCGAUGAUUGACAAUGAAGCAUACAAAGGGGAGUGGUCUCCACGCAUGAUACCUAACCCAGACUACUUCCAAGAUCUAGAGCCUUUCAAAAUGACACCAAUUGGCGCACUUGGCUUGGAACUGUGGACAAUGAACAAUGAUAUUGUAUUUGAUAAUUUUAUUGUGACAUCAUCGAAAGAAGUCGCUGACCAAUGGGCUGCUGAUUCAUGGGCUCUCAAGAGCGGCGAUGAGUCUUCCGUGUUAUCAGGAGAUGGAAUGUUAUCUGGUCUACUAAGCGCAACUGAAGAGAGGCCAUGGUUAUGGGCCGUCUAUGCCCUCGUUGUCAUCAUUCCAAUCUUCUUGUGUGCAAGGUUCUGUUCCCCAUCUAAGAAGUCUGACUACAAGAAAACAGAUGAGCCAACGGGGGAUGAUGAAGAAGAAACUCAAGAUGAUGAAGAAGAGGAAGAAGCAGAUAAAGAAGAAGGUGAUAAUAAAGAAGAGACUGAAGAAGAGAAGAAGGAAAAGCCUGUACGGCAACGAAAAAAGAAAGCUAGUAAAUCAGAUCUAGAGACCAAGGAGGAUACCACUGACGGAGCUGAGACACCAAAGGAGGGAGGGGAUGGAGCUGUCAGGAAGUCACCAAGGAGAAAAACAGCCAAAGAAUGAGCAACGUUCUAGUAGUAAGGCAAGCAAUAAGGUCAAAGUUCAAGACAAGAUGCGAAUUGCAUCGACUACAAGUCGGAAAUCCCUACCGUCAUGUUUUUGGUUUCUCUACAAUUUCAGCAAUUGUAGAAAAAAUUUAUAGAUGUUGUUUUGGAAUUACAGAUGUCUGUAAAAAGAUGGCGCCAUUUACAACUAAUGCAUAUUCAUAUAUUAACUAAUGCAUAUUAUGUAUCAACUAAUGCAUAUUCAUGUAUAAUCAAAAUUCAGAGUUUUGCUUUUAUUUCAGACAGAUUGAGCAUGGAAAGACUGCUCAUGCCUUUGAUAAUAGUAAGAGUACCUGCACUCAGUAGAUAGGAUGUGAACAUUUUGUAAUUUGUUGUGGGAAAUUUCCAGGAAGUAAUGUUUGUUGGGUAAUUAAUGAGAUUACAAUCAUAAUAGAAUUAAAUGAAUCAGUUAAUAUAGAUUUUUCCAGAGCCAUUUUUUUGUCUGUUGAUGUUAUCUGCCUUCAAAUUCAAACCAACAUUGUGUGUUUGAUUCGGACAUUGCCCACCAAUUUGUGACUCGAUUGAUGGCUGUUGCAUAUAUGCUUGUUUAUUUAUUCGUGCACCAAAGAUCCCUGUUGCGUUUUUUCAUUGUAUGUACUAAACCAUUAUAUAUCUGUAAAAGUAAACUCCUAUCUAUCUUAAUGAUUUUUGUAUUCGAUUUUUUGUUUUUAUUUUGCUAUGAAUGUAUUGAAAACGCCAAUUUAUAAGUUUCAGCUUGAUGACCGCCCUCACAGCAAAUAGAUAAUAAGCCGAAGCUAUAAUGACUGCAGUUCUUCCGCGUAAAAAUAUUCAGCGUAAAAGUGGAAAUUAAAAUAUCAGAAAACAGCAAAUUAUUCUCUUUUUUCGAAAUGGAUGUUUUACACUGAUUUUACUCUGUGGUGGUGCUAAUGGUAAAAUUAUUUUGCACUUGUGUUACGGAAAUUAAAUGCCGAUGAACUUUUAUGCAAUGAUUGAUAAUACGUAAAUGAUACUAUAAUCAUAUUAAUGGUACCAGAAAAAUAUUACUUUCAUUUCAUGGUGCAUAUGAUACAAAUAAACAUUUUUAAUUAAUAUAUUUUAAAUGGUAUUACAAACAACAUUAAUUAUAUUUGAUUGUACUCUGCCACAGAUAACCAUUUUUAUAUUUGAUUUUACUUGUACCACAAAUCAUUUUUAUUCAAUGGUACCACAACUAAACUUUACAAUAAUUAUAUUUUCCUACCACAAAGUAAUCAUUUUUUUUAUUAUGUAAAUGGCUAUCAUAAUAACUAAUAUUUUAAUUGAUGGUAGAUACAUUUUACUACCACAAAUAUUUUUUUUUUUCAAUUGAUGGUACCACAAAUUAUUUUUAAGGGUUAUCUCAAGUUGAAUAUCGUAAUAUUUAGAAGUAGAUUUUGUGUGAAUUUAAUCCAUAUUCUGUGAUCUAAAGUGGUAGAUAAAAAUCAAAUUGUUGGAAUCAGAAUGUUAAUGAUUUGCAGCAUUGAGGAAUACUAUUACCGUAUAUUCUCGCGUAUAGGCGAUCAGCGUAUAAGACGACCCCCGCCCCCUCCUAGUUCACCGUUAAAAUUCCUACUUUUUGCUGCUAUUUAAGGUCUUAAUACAGCAUCGAGCUGGCAGUCAAAUGUUUGUCAAAUCUUUUUUCCCCGCAUCUAAAAUUGCGUUCCUUCAUAUCAACAGUAUUUUCAUUUCAUUAACAAAUUUGCGUGUUACAGAUGUUUCGCAAAUAUGAUUAGUAUGAUGUAAAAAUGAAUAGAAUUGUAUGUAUUGGCGUAUAAGACGACCCCCUCCCCCCCUGUUUUUCGAUCGUGAUAAUGCUGUUUUAAGCCUCGUCUUGUACGCAAGAAUAUACAGUAACUAUCGUGAUGUUAUAAACAACAUACUUUGGAAUAGGAAUACUGCAUUAAUGAAGAAGUGAAGAUAAUUGGCGUGUAGCUCUGUGUAAUAUUACUUAUAGUAAAAAACAGUGGUUACAAAUUGAUCUAUAUCUAUUGAAGAAAUUUGUAUGAAUUUUAAUUUACUCAAUGUCUGAUGAAUUAAAACAACAUUAAUAUUGUACUUUUUGUUAAUACAUAUAGACCAAAUUUAAAGGCAAAGCAAAGGAAUGAUUCUCUAAACGAUUCCUUGGGUCUCGUCGUGUAGCCCGUCCUUUUCUGCAUGUAAAUAUUACGUGUCCAGUGACAUAGGAACACAUUUUAAAAAGAAAUUGAAAAAAAAAAUAUCUUUGAUGUUUUUACAAGUAUAAAAUGAUAUGUGAUGUUUGAAUCUUAUUAUUAGUUGGUGUUCGGGUGAAAUAGGCUUAUAAUUAGGGUGUCUUUAAGGUAUUUGAGUUUGUUUAUAGGUAUUGAUAGGAUAUUGUGAUCUGCAAGAGUUAAAUAAAUUUAAAAACCACAAGGA
Molecule: messenger RNA, 4288 nt
Organism: Anneissia japonica
Lineage: Eukaryota; Metazoa; Echinodermata; Crinoidea; Comatulida; Comatulidae
Product: calnexin-like
Exons: 18
Coding region: 159-1874 (571 amino acids)
Biological process (GO): protein folding
Cellular component (GO): endoplasmic reticulum membrane; endoplasmic reticulum
Molecular function (GO): calcium ion binding
Source: RefSeq, a predicted model, not a curated record